Molecule: messenger RNA, 1791 nt
Organism: Aspergillus calidoustus
Lineage: Eukaryota; Fungi; Ascomycota; Eurotiomycetes; Eurotiales; Aspergillaceae
Source: the annotation of a GenBank genome assembly
AUGCAAUCUUCAUCUCCACUGCCAGGGACAGCAGGCAAACGUGCCUGUGACUCGUGUAGGCGACGUAAAGUCAAAUGCGAUGCCGAUCCCCCGACUUGCGCAAACUGCCGUAUUUCCAGCAUCGACUGCACCUACAAUGCUCCGCCAAAGCGCCGUGGGCCAAAACCAGGCAGCAUGGCACUGACAUCGGUCCUCUCAAAUGCGUCGACCGACCGUGGUUACAACGUCAAUUCUCCUGGGUCCAGCUUCCACCACCAUGCUUUUCCACCGUCGCCAGACACAUCUCUGUAUUUGCAGCAUUCCGCUUGCGACCACCGGGCCACUCUGGCGGCGCUGGGGCUUCACACCAGCCAGGUGGCGCUCAGGCUACACCAAGAACUUGUGCAGGAGUUAAAGCGCCUUCUAUCCAGCUUCGAAAUCUCCAUAUCGGACACCGUGCAAACAGCUAUCACCCUUGCGUGUCAGUACUUGUUCCCUUCCGCCCCAAUUCUUCAUGAGGGUAGAUUUCGCGCGGACGGUCUGUGGCUUUUCGGAUUAGAUCGUCCAGGCGGGACAAGAAACAAUGAGGAUGCGCGAGGGAAAUGGGCCGAUGUCGUUUGUAACGACAGCGAGCGAUCAUCUCAAGUUCAAGCAAUCAGAGCCUUCUCAUUGAUAGCUGGUCUCUGUGCAGCGGUGGGGCUCGGGAAUCGCAGACCUGGUGUUCCAGACUUCCUCGUCCUUGUCGCGGGAUGUUUUCUAGGCGCAUCAAAGCUAUCCCUGCGCCUUAUCGAGGAACAAGACAUCAACCACCCAAACUCGUCCUCGCUCAUUGUGCGAAUAUUUCAUGCACAAUGCCAUCAGCACGCCACCGGUGAAACAGUCGUUGCAACUUUCCUUGGAGGUCAAGCUCGUCUCCUCGCUCAGGACCUACGUUUGUAUGAUGAAUCAGUCUACUCGAAAUACGAUCCAAUAGAGGCCCAACUUUUGCGAAGCGCAUUUUGGUUGCUAUACACUGCUGAUCAGGCAGCUGCGGCUCUCCAGUCGCGGCCAUUUACAUUGUAUGACUCUUUGUUUGACACCCCCUUGACAGUGAAGCCCGUCGAUGAGAGCACUACGUCGCUUCUGGAUCCCUCUAACCCUCGACACGCGCCCCCAUUUGAGGAGCGCCUGUUGGCAGCGUUUGCGUUUGCUCAUCGCAUGCGCUCAAUGGCCGCUGAGCUGACACUGGGGAUUCGGCUCUUCCCGCGCCGUCAUCUCGAGGGCUGCAAUACAGAGGAAGCUACCUUGCUUCGAGAGGUCGAACUAAGACGCCUGUCAGAGCUCUUUGUCAGCUUUUCCUUCAUCCUCGAUCAGGCUCCUCCUCAUUUGGCAGAUCUUGGUGGCAGUGAUCGUGAAACCGACUUUAUCCGGGGGUACCAAGGCGAGUCAUUCUUGGUUCAGCGCUCGCAAAUCAAUGUGACAUUCCACUGCCUGCGAUUUACAAUUCUCCAUCAGUGUAUAGAGCAUGACCUUGCCUCGAUCAUGGGCUUCAGUACACAGCCCAUGACUCUCGCUGUCAAGAAAAUGGAGAUUGGCCGGGACUUUGUGAAUGCCCUCGAAGACGCACCGUUCUCUGCCCUUCAAGCCUUGGGAGAGCCCAUAGUCGAACAAGUCCGACACGUCGGCAGUAUACUUCUUCAGCUUUCUCAGAGUGUCUCCAGUGAGACCAUCAGAAGUCAUGCGGACCUGUACCUGUCUCGCCUAAUUAAUGUGCUGUCAAGACUCGAUUCGAAGGCAUCAGACGCCCUUGUACAGCAGUCUGUUCCACUUUGA